AUGGCAGCAGCAGCCAAUGGAGCGUCCACAGUUACUCCCAUGUCGGAAGCUGAAGGAUGCCCAUCAGAGGAGGUCCUCAGCCCUACCCCGCCUGACCUGACUGCAGCCGAUGGAGCAUCCGCAGUUACUCCCAGGUCGGAAGCUGAAGGAUGCCCAUCAGAGAAGGUCCUCAGCCCUACUCCACCUGACCUGACAGCAGCCGGUGGAGUGUCCUCAGUUACUCCCAGGUCGGAAGCUGAAGGAUGCCCAUCAGAGGAGGUCCUCAGCCCUACCCCGCCUGACCUGACAGCAGCCGAUGGAGCAUCCGCAGUUACUCCCAGGUCGGAAGCUGAAGGAUGCCCAUCAGAGAAGGUCCUCAGCCCUACUCCACCUGACCUGACAGCAGCCGGUGGAGCGUCCUCAGUUACUCCCAGGUCGGAAGCUGAAGGAUGCCCAUCAGAGAAGGUCCUCAGCCCUACCCCGCCUGGCCUGACAGAUCUACCUGAGAAGGUGACCCAGCCUGCCCUCCCACCUCAAAACUGGCACCAAGAGAAGCCCAGGAAGAGUAGCCGGGUUCUCAAGGAGCUGGGCGCCGUCCAUGUGGUCAUCGCUCUGGUGUACCUGUUCAUUGGAGGUUACCUGGUGGCUGCUGUCCAGAACCUUCACCUGGUGGUCCAGAAGUGUUGGUAUCCGUUCUGGGGGGCUGCCUCUUUUCUUAUUUCCGGGAUCUUGGCAAUAACAAUGGAGUCGUUUCAGAAAAAUUAUCUGAAGGUGUGCCUGGUAGCAAACUCCAUCAGCUUCCUCUGCGUGCUGGCUGGCCUCUUUGUCAUUGUCAAGGACCUCUUUCUGGAGACUCCAUUUGAGUUCCCCAUCUGGAAACCGUACCCCAGUGAUACUGUCCACAUCCAGAGGCUAGUGCUGGCCCUGCUCUGUGUCACCUGUGUGGAGGUCUUCCUGCCGGGGCUCAUGGCCGUCAUGGCAUACAGGGAUACCCGCCUGUCUGCAGAGGAGGAUGACCUGCCUCUUGUCCCCGACUCACCACUGGAGCUCAAGGAGCAGUCAAUGAUGCCUCCACCAUCCUACGAGGACGUCACUCAAGGCGACCUGCAGGAUGAGCAGGAGAGGAGGUGA
This is a messenger RNA of Budorcas taxicolor (takin), 1110 nucleotides long. RefSeq names its product membrane spanning 4-domains A10 (gene MS4A10). NCBI's taxonomy places the organism in Eukaryota, Metazoa, Chordata, Mammalia, Artiodactyla, Bovidae. Gene Ontology annotation, cellular component: plasma membrane. Bases 1 to 1110 code for a protein of 369 amino acids. The transcript has 6 exons. Gene Ontology annotation, biological process: cell surface receptor signaling pathway. The record is from RefSeq and is a predicted model, not a curated record.